Messenger RNA from Perca flavescens (yellow perch), 645 nucleotides. RefSeq names its product ciliary microtubule inner protein 4 (gene cimip4). The record is from RefSeq and is a predicted model, not a curated record. The coding region runs from base 248 to 610 and encodes 120 amino acids. The transcript has 4 exons. Lineage: Eukaryota; Metazoa; Chordata; Actinopteri; Perciformes; Percidae.
UUUUGUGCUCUUCAUCAAAACAAGGCGUUCUGAAUAGAGACUAACAUAAUUGUGCUAAAUAAAUGUGCGUACCAUCUGUGGUACAACGAGGAUGUUCGCUGCACAUUUCUCUUAAAAUGUCAGUUUUUGUGUGUUUUGUAUUUCUUGUCCAGAGGUGAAACCUUAUAUUGGGUGUCUUGCGUGACAUUCUUGAGAAAUUUAACACCUUUUCGUUCGACUCGCCUCUCCCGCGGUGUAUUAUCUCAGUAUGAGCUCAAUUGGCCAAAAAGGUACAAAACCAGCAAAGACAGAGGUGAGGGCAGUAGAAAGCCCUCAGGUGCUGUCCCUGUCGCUGCCUCAGCGUGUUGAUCCUGGACCAGCCUUUCUGUGCAGCUAUCACAGCCUGGGCUGCUGUCUUCACACCAACAUAUUUCCAGGGGCUCCUUUAACAUGGAAAUCCCUCUCCAGGGACUCUUACAUCAGCCACCCUCCGACUGCCUGGCCUCCUGACCCCCACCUCUGGUACGGCCACAAGACCAAUGAAAUGGUCCAGUGGACAGAGAGAAACAUCGUGAACCAGAAGCUCGACAAGACACUGACGGAAAUGAAAAAAAAAGCACCGCAUAAUUAGGCCCUGCUUACCAACCCGGAGACCACAACACACAC